AUGACAGGCGUAAAAGACACACCGGAGGAGGAAUAUGUGCAGCUCGAGGAGCUUGACAGUCGAUCGUCGAUCAAGGUCGCUGCUCUACCACUAGCUGAAGACGAGCAGCCAUCAGUCAAAGAGUCCCUGCGAAGAUGGCCACGACUUACGUUGUACGCGCUUUCGCUCACGAGCGGCAUUAUGCUAUGGGGAUUUGACAUGUCCCUCGUUGGCAAUCUGGCGAGCAUGCCUGAAUUUCAGAAGGUCUUUGGUCUGCAGGUAGACGACGGAUGGAUUAUCGCCUCGAAUUGGCUAUCAAUCUGGAACAUUGCUAGCAACCUGGGAAUGAUGCUGGGCUCAGUCAUCGCCGGAUGGCUGGGAGACAAGUUUGGUCGAAGGAAAAUGGUGGCCAUCGGCACAACCAUCUCUGCUGUUGCGGCAGCACUGUUGUUCGUUUGUGACACAAUGCCCACCAGAGACGCAAGAUGUGGCUUCUUUUUCUUCGCAAAAACAAUUCAAGGUCUGUCAAAUGGUGUUUUGACAACAUCGAUUCAGACCUGGAUGUCAGAGACGGUACCAGCUUCGCUCCGAGGUCCAGUCCUGGCUUUGUUUCCUAUCUUUCAGCUUGUGGGGCAGAUCAUCGGCGCAGUUGUCAUUCAAGUGUUGAUGGAUGUCCCAGGUCGACGAGGCUAUCGCACUGGCAUCGCGACGAUGUGGCCGGUCGGAGCGGUACCAUUCGUCGCUGCAUUUUUCAUGCCAGAAAGUCCAGCUUGGCUUCUGCGGAGAAGGCUUACUGACCAGGCAUUCCGAGCACAUCAGAGACUCGAAAAAUCGAAACGCAAUCCGAACACGGAGCACAGUUUCGAGAAGCUACAAGCUACCAUACGACACGAAGAGCAGGUCGCAGCAGAGACACGCGUGAGCUACAAACAAUGCUUUACAGGUACAGAUCGCCGGAGAACACUGCUCGUCAUAGGGGUAAUGAUGUUGCCAGAAUUGUUCGGGCAGCACCUCGUCGGUAGCGCAUCCUACUUCCUGCAGCAAGUUGGAUUGAACGCCAGCACAGCAAACUUGUUCUUCAUCGUUGGCAUUGCUUUGUCGAUGGUAUCGCUUGUUGUGUCUUGGUGGACGCUGACCAGGUUUGGUCGCAGGGUGUUGACCCUAUCUACCUUAUCCGCAGUCACUAUUCUGUGGUUGGCUGUCGGGAUAGUUGGGUGUCUCAGAGAAGGUAUGUUCACGAGGUGGUUCGUACCGGUGAGCUUCAUGGUUAUCGUCAUCGUGGCUGGUGUAGGUGUGUGGCCGGCAUCAUAUGUCAUUGCUAGUGAAACUUCAUCGUUGCGUCUGAGAGCACGUACCCAAGGUAUUGGGUGGCUCGUGAAUGGUCUGACUUCUGGAAUCAUCGGCGCAACAGGCCCGUAUCUAUAUAAUGCGGAUGCUGCUGAUGCUGGUGCCAAAACAGGCUUCCUUUUCGUUGGUCUGGCGGGGAUUUCGGUAGUGGUUGCUUAUUUCCACGUGCCGGAAAUGAAGGCAAGGUCACCUGCUGAGAUCGAUCAAAUGUUCGAAGCAGGACUCAAGGCCCCUGAAUUUCGAGCUUGGAAAGCACUCUAA
This is a messenger RNA of Lithohypha guttulata, 1587 nucleotides long. RefSeq lists its product as uncharacterized. Gene Ontology annotation, molecular function: carbohydrate:proton symporter activity. NCBI's taxonomy places the organism in Eukaryota, Fungi, Ascomycota, Eurotiomycetes, Chaetothyriales, Trichomeriaceae. Gene Ontology annotation, biological process: transmembrane transport; carbohydrate transport. Gene Ontology annotation, cellular component: membrane. Bases 1 to 1587 code for a protein of 528 amino acids. The transcript has a single exon. The record is from RefSeq and is a predicted model, not a curated record.